GCCGCGAAAGAUGCGUCCUCGCGGCUCUCUCGGAUGGAGCGCCGCCUGCCUCGGUUCCUCCUUCGCUAUCUCUCUCCCCUGCGCGCAGCACCCUUGAGCCAUGUCACGGCAUUCCUUGUUUUACACGAGCUGACUGCGAUAAUUCCACUCUUUGGUCUGGCCGCAGGAUUCCACUAUUACAAUUGGCUUCCACCAUACAUCAGCGAAGGCAAAUGGGUUAGCGAAGGUGUUGUCAUGUUCGGGAAUUGGAUGCGCAAGCGUGGUUGGAUUGGCGACGAUGGACAAGGAGGUGCAGCAGGGGCAUGGUGGGGGCGUGGUGAAUCGGGCGUACGGAUUGUGGUCGAAUUAGCCACAGCCUAUGCCAUCACUAAGGCUUUCUUGCCCUUGAGAUUGUUGCUCAGCGUCAGCUUGACUCCGUGGUUUGCGAGGUGGACAGUGCUUCCUAUCAUGGCGCGCGUGAAGGGCAUGUUUGGGAAGAGACUGCCGAAUGGCACCAGCGCCGCUGCCGCAUCCAAGCCGGGGACUACUACCGUGGCAUCUCCAAAGAACGGG
Dissoconium aciculare CBS 342.82 is the source of this 552-nucleotide messenger RNA. RefSeq lists its product as uncharacterized. The record is from RefSeq and is a predicted model, not a curated record. The annotation marks the transcript as partial. The transcript has a single exon. Gene Ontology annotation, cellular component: mitochondrion. NCBI's taxonomy places the organism in Eukaryota, Fungi, Ascomycota, Dothideomycetes, Mycosphaerellales, Dissoconiaceae.